Trichophyton rubrum CBS 118892 is the source of this 2010-nucleotide messenger RNA. RefSeq lists its product as uncharacterized. Gene Ontology annotation, molecular function: transmembrane transporter activity. Lineage: Eukaryota; Fungi; Ascomycota; Eurotiomycetes; Onygenales; Arthrodermataceae. Gene Ontology annotation, biological process: transmembrane transport. The transcript has 3 exons. The record is from RefSeq and is a predicted model, not a curated record. Bases 1 to 2010 code for a protein of 669 amino acids.
AUGGCCUCAGCUCGUAAAAUUUUUUUGAUAACGACCGUUUUGGACCCUGUGGAUCUGGCUAUGACGAGUUCCUUAGUAUCAAGGCUUGACGGGAUGGAGCAACAGUCGACCUGGGCCUGUUCAGUCCUGUUCUUGUUUCUCCUGCGGGUCGGGUGGAUGUCGGAACCCGCAGUCUCGCUUCCCCGAUGGCAUAGCUAUCAGAUGCUGGAUAUAUAUAUAUAUACGUAUAUAAACAUGUAUAUAAUUCAUCUCUUGCUGCGAUCUCUGGCUUUUUCCGACAACUAUAUACCCCCUCUCAUCAAAGCGGAUAUCAAUCUGGCCAGCAUGAGCACUGCAGUUGAAGCAGGAGGCCAGAACGGCCCGCAGCAGUCAGGAGUCUCAUCCUCUGCCAGCUCGCAUACCGAGAUAGAAGAAUUCCGUCCCUCGAAGCGGACAUGGCUCAUCUUCCUGACGCUGUCUGUGUUGACGCUGAUGGUGGCCCUCGAUGGGACGUCUAUAUCCGUUGCCUUGCCUAUAAUUGCUUCUAAACUACAUGGAUCGGCCAUCGAGGCCUUCUGGAGCGGGACCUCGUUCCUCCUCUGCUCAACAGUCUUCCAACCCAGCUUUGCGUCGUUUUCAAACAUCUUCGGCCGCAAACCCAUGACGCUGAUUGCACUGACGUUCUUCUUCGUCGGCACUCUUGUCUCUGGCCUGUCAAACAACUUCACCCAGAUGCUGGUCGGUCGAUCCAUCCAGGGCGUCGGAGGCGGCGGCAUCAUCGCCCUGACGGAAAUCGUGGUCACGGAUCUGAUCCCCAUGCGCGAACGGGGGAAGUACUUCGGCAUCCUGAGCUCGAUGUGGAGUUUGGGAUCAGUGCUGGGCCCUGUGUUGGGCGGCGGAUUCUCACAGAACGUCUCCUGGCGAUGGAUCUUUUACAUCAACUUCCCCUUCGUGGGCAUCAGCUUGAUAUUUAUCAUCCUCUUCUUCAAGCUUACCCGUAUCCCGGACUCGUUGGCCACGAAGUUACGCAGGAUAGACUAUAUCGGUUCAGCGCUGUUCAUUGCCUCUGCGGUUUCCUUUCUCAUCCCCGUUACUUGGGGAGGAGUCAUGUACGACUGGAGCUCCUGGCGGACUCUGGUGCCCUUGAUACUGGGCAUUGCAGGACUGAUUGGAUUCAUGUUCUAUGAGACGUACUUCGCGGCUGAUCCCAUGAUUCCCGUUACCGUGUUUGCUACUCGAACCGCUGUCGUGUCGUACAUCGAGACGGUACUACAUGGUCUCGUUCUCUGGUGCGGUCUCUACUACUUGCCUCUUUACUUCGAGACAGUCAAGGAAUACUCGCCCAUCCUAUCCGGCGUCGCUCUUUUCCCGCUCAGCUUCACUGUCGCCCCUAGUGCCGUCGUAGUAGGCGUCAUCACCACUCUAACGGGCAAAUACCGCUGGUCAAUCUGGAUGGGCUUCUUCCUCAGCACGCUGGGAAUGGGCCUGCUUGCCAUUCUAAAGGUAGACAGCAGCGUUCCAGCAUGGAUCUUCCUCAUGCUCCCCGCCGGCGUGGGAUUAGGCAUGCUUUUCCCGGGCCUUGGUUUCGCUAUCCAGGCCUCCGCGCUCAAGGGCCAUAUGUCCAUGGCCGUAGCGAUGUUCAGCUUCUUCCGUGCCUUCGGUCAAGCCAUUGGCGUUGCUAUUGGCGGCGUCAUCUUCCAGAACCGCAUGGUGGCCAAGUUGAGGAAGUAUCCUGAGUUUUCUGCGCCGGGCCUUGCGGAGAAGCUGAGCAAGGAUGCCGCUGUGUUGGUGCAAGUGGUUCGAGGGAUGCCUGAGGGUCCGCAGAAGAUGCAUCUCAAGGAGGCGUUUACGGGCAGUUUGAGGUUUGUCUGGAUCGUCUGCUGUGUGCUUCUGGCUGUUGGAGGGUUGUUGAGCGUAUUUACUGCCUCGUAUGACUUGAAUCAGGGGAUCGAUUCGGAGCAGACGCUGGUUGAGAAAAAGGAUCGCAAUGCGACGGUUGAGACGGGUGUCACUCCAUCUCAGAAGGCUUGA